Salvia hispanica is the source of this 847-nucleotide messenger RNA. Its product is annotated as stress response NST1-like protein. The record is from RefSeq and is a predicted model, not a curated record. Lineage: Eukaryota; Viridiplantae; Streptophyta; Magnoliopsida; Lamiales; Lamiaceae.
AAUACAAAAAAUUGGGCAAAGCAAAGCAACAGAGACCCAAAACCCUUUCAACAGAAUCCCUUUCUCACACACACGAACACGCACAAAUGUCGCUCUCUCGUCACCUGCUCCGGCGAGGCUCCUCCGAUUCCGCCGUCUUCCGUCACUACUCCACCACCGCAUCUGGAUCCUCACUCGCACACCGCCAACAGCACGAAUUCGACCCUCCAAGCUCCUACAUAAACUCCUGGAAGCCGCCGCGAAACCCCAAGGAAGCCAACAGGCAACUGGCAUUACUCCGCCGCGAUUACGACCGCAAAAUGAAGGAAAUCCGCAAGGAUUAUAUCAAUGAAAUGGAGCUGCAGAGAAUCGAGAAAUUACGGAAGGACACGGCGAGAAAAGAGGCGCUGCGGAUCGCCAACGAAGAGAGGAGACUGGCCAAGGAUGCGAAGAAGAAAGCGGAGGCUAUCGAGAGACAGGCUGCUGAAGAAGAGUUCCGGCAGAUGUUGAUGAAAGAAAGAGCAGAGAAGCUUGAAUACUGGAGAAUGAGAGAGAAGAAGAUUGAGGAGCAAAAGAAAGAGAAGAAAGAGCUUUUGCGUAGGCAAAGUUCAAAGUGGAUUGAAGAACACAAUCUAGUGAAGACAGCAGUGAAUGCAGUGUUUGACAAUGUUCCACUCCCAUAUCCCAAGUAGUGUGUGUAGACAGCUUCGUCCAUAGCUCUUUUCGACUUUGGAUCUGAUCGUUAGGCCUGCUCACCUAAUUACUUAUUCAAGUUAAAUGCUGUCACACUUGUACUAGGCGGCUGGGGGAGUUUUUAUAUUUUCAUCCUGGAUUUAAUCCUUAAAUCAUAUGAAGCAUAAUUGCUCUC